UACAGGGAGACUCGACCGGGAAUGAGUCAGGGAACACUUGCGCUCUCGGAGAACUGAAUGAACAGCUCCCCAGCGAGAGCAGACCGACACAGGAAUUAUACAGGACGUCUGAUCUCGUGGAGUCCACGGUCUACCUCACUCGCCAUACGACUCGGGCGGCUGUUUUCGCUCAGGGGGUAGGGCGGGGAAGGUGCUGGGCCCGGGACGGUCGGGUGGGAUGGAGCGGUGGAAGAAAACGCUUCCCGUCAUGAUGUCGCUGAAGAUCAGCGCGUAUGUGAAGGAGUACUGCAAGAGGAAUGGGCUCCUGACGCUGUCCGUCUUUGCCGUGGUGGCGGGCUGCGUGCUGGGAUUCCUCCUGAGGUCAUUCAACCUGUCCACGCAGGCCAAGAUCUACUUCUCUUUCCCCGGGGAGCUGCUGAUGAGGAUGUUAAAGAUGCUGAUUCUGCCUCUCAUCACAUCCAGUCUUAUGUCUGGUCUGUCAGCCAUGGACACGAAGGCCAGUGGCCGUUUGGGUGUCCUGACCAUCACUUACUACCUGUGGACCACCUUCAUCGCCGUCAUCGUGGGUAUCGUACUCGUCCUCAUUAUCCACCCUGGGAUCGGCACCGAGAAGGACAGCCACCACGCCAGCUCGGGACCCGUCAUGACUUCAGCUGAUGCUCUUUUGGACCUCAUCAGGAACAUGAUCCCUUCCAAUCUAAUCGAAGCAACCUUUCAGCAGUAUCGGACAGACCUAGUGCCCAUAGUGCAGAGUUCCAACGCGAAGGAGUCACAGGCCAACUAUGUGUACGUCAUGCCUGACUAUCACAACCCCCGCCUGGGCCACCCGGUCUUCCUGGACAUCACCCCGGCACCCGACAUCAACUACAAGAUGGUGCCCAGCACGAGCAAGGGCAUGAAUGUCCUGGGGAUCGUCAUCUUCUCGGCCACCAUGGGGCUGCUGCUGGGGAAGAUGGGGGAACGUGGAGCGCCGCUGGUCAACGUGUGUCAGUGCAUCAAUGAGUGCGUCAUGAAGAUCAUUAACGCGGCCAUGUGGUACUUCCCCUUUGGCAUUGUGUUCCUGGUAGCGGGGAAGAUCCUGGACAUGCAUGACCCAGCUCACCUGGGAGAAAAGCUGGGCAUGUACUUCAUCACGGUUCUGUCCGGCCUGUUCGUGCACGGCCUCAUCUUGCUGCCUCUCUUCUUCUACUUCUUCACGCGCAAAAACCCCUUUCCCUUCAUCAGAGGCCUUCUGCAGGCUCUCGUCAUCGCCUUGGCCACGUCUUCGAGCUCGGCCACUUUGCCGAUCACCAUGAAGUGUCUGCUGGAGAACUGUGGCGUGGACCGGCAGAUCGCUCGCUUCGUGUUGCCUGUGGGAGCCACCAUCAACAUGGACGGGACGGCGCUGUACGAGGCGGUGGCGGCCAUCUUCAUCGCUCAAGUCAACGAGUACGAACUUGACUUCGGUCAGCUCGUCACCAUUAGCAUAACGGCGACAGCAGCGAGCAUCGGCGCAGCUGGAAUACCUCAAGCCGGUCUGAUUACCAUGGUGAUCGUCUUGACCUCUGUGGGGUUGCCGCCUGCCGACAUCUCUCUGAUUGUGGCCAUUGACUGGGUUCUCGAUCGCUUCAGGACGAUGAUAAACGUCCUCGGCGAUGCCUUAGCAGCUGGUAUCAUGGCGCAUUUAUGCAGGAAGGACUUUGAGAAGGCCGCCGCUGCUGCAGUCGUCGUCGUAGACGGCGUCACCCCCGCCGUUGUCAAUAACGGAGGAUCAUCCAAACGGAGAGACACGGUGAUCUCCAUGGGCAAUCAGAGCGUGACCCUGUCCGAUGCACCCUUAAUCGCGCACCGCUGCGAUUUUGUGUUCGAGGUCGAUGGCGACAACGUUUUGGAGAAACCCGUGGCCUGCUACAACCUAUGCCAAGUCUGAGACGCUUUCCCAGGACGGACCAAACAGUCAUCUCACCAGAGACCAAAGGGAACCAUCGGAGACUUAAGAUGUGGCUUUACAGUUUCUUUGCCAGUGCCAAGACAACAGAAACCUUCACGACUUGAUGUACUGUCUAUUGUGCUGUUUGUCUCAAUGGAUUUUGUAUAUGAGCAUCUGCAGCCAAUUCGAUGAAUCGGUGAGUGUCGCAUCAGACUUCGACAGUAGACCUACCCCGAUGAUGGAUUAGACCGAUCCAGUUGCCUUAACGUGAUCGCUCGUGCUAAAACAGCAGCAGCUGAUUGACGACAAGUAUCAUUGUCAAAUCAACUUCAACCCAAGGCACCAUAAAUAGCGACAUUUUCCGAAGAGUCACAUGAGAUGGUCAACUGUCUUUUUAUAACAAUGGCGAUGUUUUUUUGUGUUUAUGUUUUCCAAUUAAAAGUUGGUUCACUCCA
Molecule: messenger RNA, 2364 nt
Organism: Phycodurus eques (leafy seadragon)
Lineage: Eukaryota; Metazoa; Chordata; Actinopteri; Syngnathiformes; Syngnathidae
Gene: slc1a8b
Product: solute carrier family 1 member 8b
Exons: 11
Coding region: 218-1909 (563 amino acids)
Biological process (GO): L-glutamate transmembrane transport
Cellular component (GO): plasma membrane
Molecular function (GO): glutamate:sodium symporter activity; L-glutamate transmembrane transporter activity; neutral L-amino acid transmembrane transporter activity
Source: RefSeq, a predicted model, not a curated record